This is a messenger RNA of Trichomonas vaginalis G3, 879 nucleotides long. RefSeq names its product thiosulfate sulfurtransferase protein. The coding region runs from base 1 to 879 and encodes 292 amino acids. NCBI's taxonomy places the organism in Eukaryota, Parabasalia, Trichomonadida, Trichomonadidae. The transcript has a single exon. Gene Ontology annotation, molecular function: thiosulfate-cyanide sulfurtransferase activity. The record is from RefSeq and is a predicted model, not a curated record. Gene Ontology annotation, biological process: transsulfuration.
AUGUUUGAGACAAUUGUAACACCUGAACAAUUGGCAGAACUCCAAGAAAAAGGCAGUCCACUUCAAAUCUGGGAUUGCUCAUAUGAUCUCGUCAAGAAAGAUUGGGGUUUAGAAGAAUUUAUUAAGGAGCAUGUUCCUGGAGCAAUAUUUAUCGAUAUUCAUCAUGAUUUAUGUGCAGAAGAAGGAAAACCACGUGCUUCUGGUGGCCGUCACCCAUUACCAACCCGCGAAGAUUUCCAAAUAAGACUCGGCAGCUUCGGAAUAACACCAGAAACACAAAUUAUCGUUUACGAUCGUAAUGGAUCAAACUUUUGCGUUCGUGCAUGGUGGAUGCUUCGCUGGGCAGGCCACAAGAACGUUGCUGUUCUUGAUGGAGGCCUUCGCGCUUGGAAAGAAUCAAGAAAACCAACAGCAGCAGGCGAAAGAGUACGUCCACAUGUUGAAGGCGCUCCAGCAUACAAUCCAGGACCAGAACUUGUUAGACUUUGGACAAUUGAUCAAGUUAAGGAGAACUUAAUCACAAAGAAGGCUCAAUUAUUCGAUGCUCGUGCUCCAGAACGCUACCGUGGCGAUGUUGAACCAUUAGAUCCACGCGCUGGACAUAUUCCAGGAGCAAUCAACCGCCCAUGCGGAAAAUCCUUUACUCCAGAAGGAAAGUUCCUUCCAGCCGAUGACCUUCGUGAACAGCUCAAGGGAUUCUUCCCAGAAGGAAAAGAAUGUGUGUCAUAUUGCGGAUCCGGAAUUACAGCAACACCAUUGGUUUUGGCUGCAAAGAUUGCAAAUAUGCCAGAACCAAUCGUUUUCGGUGGUUCUUUCUCAGAAUGGUCUCGCGAUGAUUCUGUUAAGGUUGAAACAGGACCAAAUCCAUACCAGGAAUAA